This is a messenger RNA of Cladophialophora carrionii CBS 160.54, 1470 nucleotides long. RefSeq lists its product as uncharacterized. Gene Ontology annotation, cellular component: membrane; endoplasmic reticulum. The record is from RefSeq and is a predicted model, not a curated record. Bases 1 to 1470 code for a protein of 489 amino acids. The transcript is spliced from 3 exons. Lineage: Eukaryota; Fungi; Ascomycota; Eurotiomycetes; Chaetothyriales; Herpotrichiellaceae. Gene Ontology annotation, biological process: transmembrane transport.
AUGGCGCAAACUGGGCUUCUUGACUCCUUCCUGGCCGCCAUCCAAGCCUCGCUGUCGGUCUUGCUCGUCAUCUUCUACGGAGGCGUGGCCGCGCACCUGAAGCUGCUCAAUGGCGCCAACACAAAAGCAAUCAGCAAAAUAUGCGUGCGCAUGUUCCUGCCCGCCCUGCUCAUUGUCGAUAUUGGCUCUCAACUGCACUCUGGCUCCGCGAAUCGGUACCUGGUUAUAUUCGUCUGGGCCCUCAUCUGCCACUUCAUCUCCUUUAUGAUUGGCAUCAUGGCACAUUUCUGGCUGGGCAUGCCCGACUGGACCACGGUGGCGCUGAUGUUCAAUAAUACCACCUCCUACCCGCUGUUACUGGUCGCGGCCUUGGACGAAACAGGGAUUCUCCGCACUCUGAUUGUGACGGACGAAACCACCAGCGCGAUGGUCGCCCGCGCAAAGUCGUACUUCUUGGUCUUCGCCACAGUUAGCAGCUGUUUGACGUUCGCCGUGGGUCCAAGGUUGAUCGACACGGAAAACGCGCCCGAGGUCGACGACUCGAAAGAAGGAGCAGACGAUCAUGGCGAAGCAUUCGACGCUAUUGAGCAGCAGUAUCGCGAUCAGGAGAGCGGAAACGCCGACGAACAGACCGCCCUGCUGCAGAGUCCAUCCACGUCCAGUCCGCACAGUGGUCCCAAUGAACGGCGCUCGACCGUCACCUUCACCUCAGCCUUGAAUUAUGCUGAGAACGCCUUCUUCCCUUCUACCCGUCGGUCGUCCAUUGGGCCCAGGCAGUCCCAGCCGUCCAUACGACGGUCCUCGCUCUCUAUCCCGCAAAACCGCCGCGCCUCCAUCGUGCCCAAGAAGCAAUGGUACAAACUGGGGCCUCGCGCCAAAUGGUGGCUGCUGUUCAUCAGCGACUUCUUCAAUGCUCCGCUCCUGGGCGCAAUCAUCGGAGCAGUAAUCGGUCUUGUCCCCGUUUUGCAUCGCUCCUUCUUCAACGACACGUACGAAGGAGGCAUAUUCACCGCCUGGCUGACCGCCUCUCUGAAGAGUAUUGGCGGCCUGUUCGUGCCGUUGCCCGUCGUCGUCGCGGGCGUGAGUCUCUACACAGCCAUGAAGGAAGCGCGAAACGCAAGGUCUGACACAUCGGCCGACAAGCCAAAGAAGAUGCCCUGGAUCACCGUGACUUUCAUCAUGGUGAUCAGGUUCGUCAUCUGGCCGGCUGCGAGCAUCUCCUUUGUAUAUCUGGUGGCGAAGAAGGGAACCAUCUUGGGAAGUGACCCCAUGUUGUGGUUUGCGAUGAUGUUGAUGCCGACCGGACCGCCCGCCAUGAAACUCAUAACCCUCAUCCAAGUCAGUGACGCUGAGGAGGAGGACGAACGGAACAUUGCAAAGCUGCUGACGAUCUCGUACCUGAUCUCACCGAUCCUGAGUUUCACAGUUGUAGGCGCCCUGCAGGCCGCGCGGGCCGCCAUUCCCGGGUAA